AUGGCGGCCAUGCGAGCUCGACGCUUCUUUGGUGCUGCUGGUGCUUCCUGGAGAACUUUGAAGGCUUCUGGGAGGCUUUCCAAGGACAGCAAGUGUUUGAGGGUGUUGCUUCCAUGCUCCGUGGGCAGCGCUGCCCUGCUGAUGCUGCACCAGAAUAAUUUCAUGUGUGAAGAAAGACCAAGGGUGGCAUUGAUUACCGGCAGUUCUUCUGGCAUUGGCAAGGCGAUUGCAGAGCGGCUGGCAGCCGAGGGGUUCUUGGUGGUGGUAAACAGCCAUUCUUCGGUUGAGGACGGGAAGGCAGUUGCGGCCGAAUUGCCGGGCGCCAUGUACAUUCAGGCUGAUUGCAGUACUCGUCAAGGCUGUGAAGCACUAGUCAAGGAGGUCAUUGAUCGCUGUGGGCAACUUGACCUUUUGGUAUGUAAUGCCGGUGUUGGAAAAUGGAUUCCCCAUGAUAACCUUGAACUCAUUGACGACGCGUACUUGCACAAGAUUUUUGCGUUGAAUUGCUUUGGGCCACUUUGGCUAAGUCGUGCAGCAAUGCCUCAUUUGAAGAGCGUGGAGAACUCAUCGAUCAUUAUGAUUGGCUCUGCGGCUGGUGGACGGCCUAUGGGAAGCAGCAUCCCAUAUAGCAUGACCAGAGCUGCUAUGAAUCACUUGACAAAACUGCUCGCAAAAAGCCACGGGCCAGUGCGGGUGAACUGUGUGGCCCCAGGCCUGAUAGAGACACGGAUCACACAUGGCGGUGAGUGGGGUGCUUCAUAUGCAGCAGUGAAAACACAUACGCCUCUCAAGCGAGUUGGGCAACCAGCAGAUAUGGCGGAAGCUGUGAUGUGUUGCGUGAGGUCCAGGUACAUGACUGGUCAGACGAUUUAUGUUGAUGGCGGUGCUUCGUUGGUUUUUUGA
Durusdinium trenchii is the source of this 903-nucleotide messenger RNA. Lineage: Eukaryota; Dinophyceae; Suessiales; Symbiodiniaceae. The record is from the annotation of a GenBank genome assembly.